Laccaria bicolor S238N-H82 is the source of this 627-nucleotide messenger RNA. RefSeq lists its product as uncharacterized. The transcript is spliced from 5 exons. The coding region runs from base 1 to 627 and encodes 208 amino acids. The record is from RefSeq and is a predicted model, not a curated record. Lineage: Eukaryota; Fungi; Basidiomycota; Agaricomycetes; Agaricales; Hydnangiaceae.
AUGUUCAAAACUCUUAGCUAUCAGCCGAUAUACAAAUACAGGGACUUGACUUCCCGAGGCAGCUUCCUACUGAUCGGUUGGGAUCACAUCGGCCAAUUCAUCAACACAGGGUUAUUGGCCCUCAUCGGCCCAUCAGCAGGCACCAUCAACUAUGGCCUGUUUGUAUUGUCAGGCCUCUCAGUGUUGCAUUCCAUCUUUGAUUUUCAAACACCUGGCACGUCUGCCCCAGCUCCUGCCUCUGACAAACCAGGCAUGUCUUCCCCUGGUGCCUUGGGGUCCAACCACCAUCCAGACACACAGCAGAUUGUUAGUACUCUGGGAUCACAGAAGCAUCUGACGAAAUCACAAGAGGGCAAAUUACAACUCCAGGCCCAAGGAAGAGCUGCCAUUCUGCCAACUUGGCCAGGUGAUGCCUUCGUUUUUGGCCCGGCCCCUGUGUUUGUGUACACUCAAGAGAGGAUAACACCACACCCACCACCUUCGACUGAAUUGUUGGACUUGGAUCCAAACUCCCCACAUGCAAGGGGUUUAUGUCACAAAUACAAUAUCAAGGUUCUGUCUGAUGAUAGCAUUGGUGAUUGCACCGGUGUGGUAGCCAAGGUCGUUCAGCAAUGGAUGCUACUUUAG